UUAAGAAAUAUAUUUUAUCUUUAAUAAAAAAUGCUGUUCCCGAAAAAUUCCCUGCGUCAUAAAAAGAGUAAUGUGUAUGGAAUAUGUGUUGUUGGUUUUUUAAAUUUUAUUUUUAGCAGUCACGUAGUACGAUCUUGCCAAAGAUUUGCCUUAAAUCUAUAUGUAAAACACGCCUACUUUUCACCAAUGCCUUCCUUUAUUUUUUUGUUUUUGGUUUUAUUGAAAGACUCGACCCACGAGUCUUUGGCUUAAAUGUAAAUAAAAACACACCCCACUAAGAUAUAUAUAUAUAUAAGUAUAAACUCGUGAUUCAAAAUGUAGGAAAUCGUUAAAAUAUAUUUUGGAAUUUCCGAAAUUUGGAACAGAAACAAAUUUGGAACCAUUUUCAGUCUGGCAAAACACUGAAAAUCCCUUGAAAUAUUUUCUGCACAUAUUUGUAUUGAAUUAUAUAUAUAGAGUUGUCUUUGUGGUAGAUUUAUAUAUAUAAAAUAUUAAGAUACAAUACAGUUCUCAAUGUAAAGAAGGGUAAAGUGUCUGUGAAGUGUGAAAUAUGUAUUUAUUUUAAGGCCCAAAUAUUGUAUAUCCCUUGUUCCUAAAUAUUUUAUUAUUUAUUAUAUUUUUUACAAUUAUUUCAACUAAUUUGUUAUAGUGAAAUAGCAGUAAGAUUAUCAAAAACCUACUAUUGUAUAUCAGCUCUAUUUAUUAGGCUAUUCCUACUUAUCUAUCUAUAAAAGGUCAGAAGGUGUUUUAGAGAAAUACUUUUUAUGGUCCUAUAUUUUGAAUAAUAAUAAUUGUAUUUUUUUUUAAUUUGUAAUAUUAAGUUCUGAUGAAGGAACUGAGUUCACUGCUAUAAAAUCCCCUCUAUUUAUCAGCCAUAGCUUUUAAAAUGUACAUUUUUUCCUUUUAGAAAGUUGACCAUAAAAUCGAUAAGAUAUUGAGACUAAUUUUGGCUAAUCAGACCAGUUAGGGGCUCGAUUUUUUAAUAGCUCUCUUGACUGUUGUCAAACCAAAAUAAACCCAAACUAAUGCUGAGAAAUUGAAAAAGUUUCCGUCAGUUGAAGGCAGGUUACUAUAUCCCCAAACACAAAUACAAAUGGUGCAGAAUUUAUUUGGUCUGCAAAUUGAAGGAGAGAAUCGGAGGGGAAAACGCAUCUUGAGUGCUAAAUAUAUAGUAUAUGAGAAGUACAAAUAGCCAACAAUUUUUAAUGGCUAUUGCCAGGCUGGCUCUCUCUCUCUCUCUGUUUAUUGAACGCCGGCUGGUUGGUAGUAUUUAUUCGCCGGAGAUCGCACCACCUCGACUCGAGUCGACUCGAAACGGAUCGAAACGGAUCGAAACGGAUCGAGUCGACUAUCGACGAUCACGCAUCGAGGGCAUGAUCGGCGGUGCGCCUGCUGUUACUGCAUUUUCUUCAACAGGUUUCUUUCCGUGGCGAUCGCUUAUCUGGCGUGUGUGGGUCUCGACGCCCAACCAGAAAUCAGAAAUCAGAAAACCGAAAUCACAGACCACAGAGACGACGGGUCUUUCCUGUAACGUGUCAACUUUUAAAAAGAGAUCGCCCGAAGAAGUGAUGGUGCGCCAACAUUUUUACAGCAAACGCCAGCCAAACCCCACAGCCUCACAUUUUCCGAUCGAUUCACACCAACCACAGUCUACCAAGUUACCCAGACAAACCUUCUUCAGCUUCUCCUGUUACCCAACUCUCUCUGUAUCUUUUACCAAGUUUUCUUACAAUUUUCUCUGAUAUCUAUAUCUAUUCAAUAUAUCUUUUGCUGCUGAAUGAAUCACUUAUGGGGCGUUACACCCGUUCUGACCACAAAAAAGACUCUCAACUAGUUCAGUUGGUGGUUUUAUAAGUGCGGCGCCAUUAUCUUCAGUGGCAUGACGUCAAAGUGCUUGAACCCGCCCCUCCACGAUCGUAUUACCUUUAUGAUGAUGUAAUCUUAUCAGUUCAA
Molecule: messenger RNA, 1953 nt
Organism: Drosophila serrata
Lineage: Eukaryota; Metazoa; Arthropoda; Insecta; Diptera; Drosophilidae
Source: RefSeq, a predicted model, not a curated record